AACGAAACAAGCUCACCAUCUGCGUGACACAGCAAUGUUUAAACAAUUAUAUUAACUUUAAAUUUAAUUAUGUUUGUUCAAAAAAUACUAUUCCUUGUCGCACACAUAAGUGGCAUCCACACUGCCGAGGACCAAAUUACAGACAACCCAAGUACGGAUACAAAUUUUCUCGGCUUAAGAAACAUUUCAGGACGCAUGCAAUAUCCACAACAGGAAUGGACAUUCGAAAACUAUGUGAAGAAAUUUGAACCAGCCACCAUAUGGGAGCGAAUAGACCGAAAGAAAAGGUAUGAAGGUGUGAAUAUAACAGAGGAAGAACAAUCAGAGAUGAUGUUGGAGGGUAUUGAUACUUUCGACGAAAUCAUGAAUAUGAAAAUCGAAAAUGGGAAUCCUAAACUGAUCCUCGAGCGAGAUGGUAGGCGAGGAUGGAAGUCUAAUACCGCAGGGACCCCAUUUAAUAUGAACGACAGGUUCUUCCUCCGACGCAGGCUAUACGAGUUGAUGAAACAAGUCAUUUACCAGACCAGAAAUAAAAUGAUUGUCACGCAAUUCAGCAGGGAUUUACACAAGAAUUCUUCGCUUUACAAAAUGGGAUUCCUGAUGAGUAAGGUUGAUAAUUUGAUAAAGAUCUACUCUAUGUUUUCUUUACGAGCAUUAAGGGGUUGUACUCUGCAUGUCGAAUGGAUAUUUAAUCGAUACCCCACAUAUGAUAUGUUGAAUGCUAACGAGAGACAACUAAGCCUGUUGUUCAACAUAGAACUCUUAGUUGAAUUACUUCGUAGGAACGAUAAGACUUGCCGAAGAAUCUUCAAGAAACAUAAACUGAACAGAAAGGAUCAUUUCGAUGCAGAAUUUGAAGAUUAAAUGUCUAUGUUAAAUAUUUUUCCAUUUAUUUAAACUUUAAUGUACACAGAAACAAGUGAUGGU
Spodoptera litura is the source of this 927-nucleotide messenger RNA. RefSeq lists its product as uncharacterized. NCBI's taxonomy places the organism in Eukaryota, Metazoa, Arthropoda, Insecta, Lepidoptera, Noctuidae. The record is from RefSeq and is a predicted model, not a curated record.